AUGGCAGCCACCAUAGGCUGGGGAGUAAAAGUCCCUUGCCAUUUCCGACUGUUGGAAGAACUUGAAGAAGGCCAGAAAAGAGUAGGAGAUGGCACAGUUAGCUGGGGUCUAGAAGAUGACAAAGACAUGACACUUACAAGAUGGACAGGGAUGAUAAUUGGGCCUCCAAGAACAAUUUAUGAAAACCGAAUAUACAGCCUUAAAAGAGAAUGUGGACCUAAAUACCCAGAAGUACCCCCCUUUGUAAGAUUUGUAGCAAAAAUUAAUAUGAAUGGAGUUAAUAGUUCUAAUGGAGUGGUGGACCCAAGAGCCAUAUCAGUGCUAGCAAAAUGGCAGAAUUCAGAUGGCAUCACAGUUGUCCUUCCAGAGCUUCAGUGCCUAAUGAUGUCUAAAGAAAAUAUGAAACUCCCUCAGCCACCUGAAGGACAGUGUUACAGCAAUUAAUCAAAAGGAAAACCA
Otolemur garnettii (small-eared galago) is the source of this 459-nucleotide messenger RNA. RefSeq names its product ubiquitin-conjugating enzyme E2 variant 1-like. Bases 1 to 444 code for a protein of 147 amino acids. The transcript has a single exon. Lineage: Eukaryota; Metazoa; Chordata; Mammalia; Primates; Galagidae. Gene Ontology annotation, cellular component: nucleus. The record is from RefSeq and is a predicted model, not a curated record. Gene Ontology annotation, biological process: DNA damage tolerance; protein K63-linked ubiquitination.